Molecule: messenger RNA, 2833 nt
Organism: Mirounga angustirostris (Northern elephant seal)
Lineage: Eukaryota; Metazoa; Chordata; Mammalia; Carnivora; Phocidae
Gene: PINK1
Product: PTEN induced kinase 1
Exons: 8
Coding region: 70-1818 (582 amino acids)
Biological process (GO): positive regulation of mitochondrial fission; regulation of apoptotic process; protein phosphorylation
Cellular component (GO): mitochondrion
Molecular function (GO): protein serine/threonine kinase activity; ATP binding
Source: RefSeq, a predicted model, not a curated record
AAGUUUGUUGUGGUGCGGAGCGUCCCGGACGCUUGGGGCGGCUGGAGGGAACCGGGUCGCGGUGCCACCAUGGCGGUGCGACAGGCGCUGGGCCGCGGCCUGCAGCUGGGUCGAGCGCUGCUGCUGCGCUUCACCGCCAAGCCUGGCUCGGCCUACGUCUGGGGGCGGCCCGAGCGGCCGGGCCCCGCGGCGGCCUGGCGCCGCGGAGAACGCCCCGGCCAGGCCGCGGGGCCCGGCGCGGAGCGGCGCCGGCUCGGGCUCGGGCUCCCCGACCGCUACCGCUUCUUCCGCCAGUCGGUGGCCGGGCUGGCGGCGCGGCUCCAGCGGCAGUUCACGGUGCGGGCCCGGGGCGGCGCGGGCCCUUGCGGCCGGGCCGUCUUUCUGGCCUUCGGACUGGGCCUGGGCCUCAUCGAGGAGAAGCAAGCGGAGGGUCGGCGGGCGGCGUCGGCCUGUCAGGAGAUCCAGGCAAUUUUUACCCAGAAAAACAAGCUGCUGCCUGACCCCUUGGACACCAGAUGCCGGCGGGGCUUCCGGCUGGAGGAGUAUCUGAUAGGGCAGUUCAUUGGCAAGGGCUGCAGUGCUGCUGUGUAUGAAGCCACCAUGCCUGUGUUGCCCCAGAACCUGGAGGUGGUGAAGAGCAUCAGGCCUCUUCCAGGCAGAGGCCCGGAUGUCGUUCCACGAGAAGAGGAGCCAGCCUCCCAGGCCCCUGCCUUUCCCUUAGCCAUCAAAAUGAUGUGGAAUAUCUCGGCAGGCUCCUCCAGUGAAGCCAUCUGUAGGACGAUGAGCCAGGAGCUAGUCCCAGCUAGUCGAGUGGCCUUGGGCGGGGAGUACGGAGCAGUCACUUACAGAAGAUCCAAGGGAGGUCCCAAGCAACUGGCCCCUCACCCCAACAUCAUCCGGGUCUUUCGCGCCUUCACCUCUUCUGUACCACUGCUGCCAGGGGCCCUGGUCGACUACCCUGAUGUGCUGCCCCCACAUCUUCACCCCGAAGGCCUGGGCCACGGGCGGACGCUCUUCCUCGUUAUGAAGAACUAUCCCUGCACACUGCGCCAGUACCUUCGUGAGAACACCCCAAGCCCCCGCCUCGCCACCGUGAUGAUCUUGCAGCUGCUGGAGGCGGUGGAUCAUCUGGUUCAACAGGGCGUCGCGCACAGAGACUUAAAAUCUGACAACAUUCUCGUGGAGUUGGACGCAGAUGGCUGCCCCUGGCUGGUGAUCACAGACUUCGGCUGCUGCCUGGCUGACGAGCGCACCGGCCUGCGGCUGCCUUUCACCAGCUGGUCUGUGGAUCGGGGCGGAAACGGCUGCCUGAUGGCUCCAGAGGUGUCCACCGCCUGCCCUGGCCCCAAGGCGGUGAUCGACUACAGCAAGGCGGAUGCCUGGGCUGUCGGCGCGCUCGCCUACGAAAUCUUCGGGCUCUCCAACCCCUUCUAUGGCCAGGGCGGGGCCCACCUUGAAAGCCGCAGUUACCAGGAGGCUCAGCUGCCCACACUGCCCGAGUCGGUGCCUCUAGAUGCAAGACAGCUGGUGAGGUCACUGCUCCAGCGAGAGGCCAGCAAGAGACCAUCUGCCCGAGUAGCUGCUAAUGUACUUCAUUUAAGCCUCUGGGGUGAACAUACUCUAGCCCUGAAGAAUCUAAAACUAGACAAGAUGAUUGGCUGGCUCCUGCAACAGUCAGCUGCCACUCUGCUGGCUGAUAGGCUCACAGAGAGGAGCUGUGUGGAAACCAAGAUGAAGAUGUUAUUUCUGGCCAACCUGGAGUACGAAGCGCUGUGCCGGGCAGCCCUGCUCCUCUUCUCCUGGAGAGCAGCCCCGUGAGGGCUCUGCUGUCGCUGGCGUAUCACUAAAAGAACUUCGCAACCUGUGUGUGGUGCUGGUCUGUGAGGGCUGCGGGCGGCGCUAGAGAUAAGGCCUCGGGCUUGGCAGGUAGAAGGAACAGCUGGUGGCAAAGGUCACGGUCUGUAGCUACUAACUCACCUGAGCUGUGCAAUUUUAGGUGCACCGUGUAACCUGCAUGAGGUUCUCACCUGUGCUGAGAGAACUGGACCAGCGCGGAGCCCGAGGGGCUGGCGGCUCUCUGCACAGGGCUCGUGGUAAAUACCGCAGCUGUCACGGCUACUCCCCGUUGUUAGAGCACAAAAGCAGUCCAAAAUGCGUAAAUACACUGAAAUUUGAAUUUCAUGUGUCACUAAAUAUUCUUCUAAAUUUUUUUUUCAACUAUUUAAAAAUGUGAAAACCACUUUUGGCUUGCAGGCCAGACUGGCCAAGCCAUGGUUUGCCAACCCCUGGUCUAGAUGAAUCCAAAGGGCCUAACUAAAAAGAAAUAAGUAACCACUAGGCCCCCUGUGUGUAAGUGCUAACAAUGUGUAAGAAAGAUCGGAAUACAAAUCCACAAGAGUUCAGCAGGUGAAAAGAGGGUCCGGAACUGGUUAACUGUGGGCCAAAAAGCCCUACCAGCCUCCCAGACCCCUGUGAGGGUCCAGGCAGCACGGGACUCCAGGAAUGAACUCUGGCUUGUUUGAAAGUGGCAGCCAGGACCUCGGUCUGCAUGUUUUCUGAACUGGACGCUGUAUUUGGUCAGUAUAUUCAGGUAUCAGAAUGAAGAGACAGCCAGUGGGGCCUGGAAAGCUUGGGGAGGCGGCGGGGGGCAGGGGGGUCUCUGAGGAAGCACUUCCGCACAGCUUCCUCCAGCUACUGAAUCAAGUCUAACAGAGCUAGAAGCAAUGAUGAAAUGGAAAUUAACAGUGUGUUGUUUUACUGCUGAUUUGCCUUUUGACUAGCAUCUCUUACAGGAAUUGUGAAGAAUUAAAUGCUCAUUUACAACUGAAGAACA